AUAUUUUCCUGUUUAAAAGAUUUCCUUCCCUAACUUGCAUAUCUUGCAAACUAGAACACGGAACUCAGAAUCCAUUAACCAGCGCAUAACCCAAGCAAAAUCUUGAGGCCAAGUAUAGAAAUGGCCAAUAUUGAUUUGCUUCUUCUCUUGUUACUCUCUCUUUCUGCUAUUAUCUCCCCUACCCAUGAAACUACUAUAACCUCUCUUCCUACUGCCCAAAAUAAUUUGUCAUCACAAUGCCCCAUGGACCUUAACUAUGUCUUGAGAAUCCCAUGGAACAAAACCACUUGCCAAAAUUACCAGCCAUCCAAAAAUGAUAGUGCCAAUUCCGAAAUUGAUAUGACCAAUAAGGAUUCAUGUUGCAUGACUCUUCUGUCCCUCUUUGGGGUAGGCCUUGCUCAGCGUCUCAAGCAAACCUCUUACUUUCAUCUUCCUAGCUUACCCACCUCUGUUUCUUGUCUUCAAGAUUAUCAAGCAAAGCUCAGCUCUAUCUCUUUGGCUGAUGAUAUUGUGUCUCACUGUUUGGACCCUAUGCAUUUUGUCUUAACUCCUAAUAUAUGUGCCCAUGUGCAGACUUCUCAGGAUUGGGUUACUAAAUUGGGUAAAUCAACUGUUCUUGACUCUGCUUGCAGGCCUGAUCUUGUUGAUCUUAUAUCUUGCAGUGCAUGUGUGGCCGCUGGGUUUAAGGUUCAAUCUAAGCUGUUAUCAAUUGAUGGUAAUCAAACUCAUGCGACAGAUUGUUUUCACUUUACAGUUCUGUAUGCUGCUGGUAUUGUUAAUGAGUUUGGUCCUGAAAGCGAUGGUGCUGUUACAUGUAUAUUUGGGUUAGACUUGGAAUCUAAUAUGGUUUCAUCUAAUAAAGGUCAUUCUGCUCUUGUUUUUGGCUUAACUGGUGUUAGUGUUGCUAUUUUGGUCAUUUCUAGUUUGUCAGGAUUGUAUUUUUGGUAUGAUAAGAAACGGAGGAGGAAAAAUAAUUCUAGUUUUCCCUUUGAUUUGGAGGAACAAGGGUCUAGGCCAAGACUGAGGCCAAAUACUGGAUCCAUUUGGUUGAAGAUUCAUGAUCUUGAGAAAGCUACAGAAAAUUUUUCCCAGAAGAAUUUUAUCGGUAGAGGAGGGUUUGGUUUUGUUUACAAGGGGAUUUUGUCUGAUGGGACAACUGUAGCUGUUAAGAGGAUUAUAGAAUCAGAUUUUCAAGGUGAUGCAGAGUUUUGCAAUGAAGUUGAGAUUAUCAGCAAUUUGAAGCACCGGAAUCUGGUGCCUCUUAGAGGGUGUUGUGUGGUUGAUGAAGAAGAGAAUUGCACUGAAAGAGGGAGUCAAAGGUAUCUUGUUUAUGAUUACAUGCCUAACGGGAAUCUUGAUGAUCUUUUGUUUCCAUCAUUUGAUGAUCAAACCAGGAAGAAACUAUUGACAUGGCCUCAAAGGAAGAGCAUAAUUUUGGAUGUGGCAAAGGGAUUAGCUUAUUUGCACUAUGGAGUGAAGCCUGCAAUAUAUCAUAGAGAUAUUAAGGCGACAAAUAUAUUGUUAGAUGCUGACAUGAGAGCAAGAGUGGCUGAUUUUGGGUUGGCAAAGCAGAGUAAAGAAGGUCAGUCUCAUCUCACUACAAGAGUGGCUGGAACUCAUGGAUACCUGGCUCCUGAAUAUGCUCUUUAUGGGCAACUGACUGAGAAGAGUGAUGUUUAUAGCUUUGGGAUUGUUGUUUUGGAGGUAAUGUGUGGGAGAAAAGCUCUUGAUUUCUCUUCGCCAGGGUCGCCACGUGCUCUUUUGAUCACUGACUCGGUUUGGUCAUUGGUGAAAGCUGGAAAAGUAGAAGAUGCCUUGGAUGCUUCUUUGCUAAGAGAUGGGGAUUUUUCAAAUUCGAAUCCGAAGGCCAUAAUGGAGAGGUUUGUGCUUGUUGGGAUAUUGUGUGCUCAUGUGAUGGUUGCCUUAAGGCCUACUAUAUUAGAUGCUCUGAAAAUGUUGGAAGGAGAUAUUGAAGUUCCAUCCAUUCCCGAUCGGCCAAUGCCUCUUAGCCAUCCUUCCUCUUUUGGUGAUGGUAAUAACUUCAGCAUCUCCCCAGCACUGAGCUUUCCACGAGUGAAUAUUGGAGACAUGCUCAGGUAAGCCAGAAAGUUCGGAAUUUCAUAUUUUGCAUUACCUAAAUGGAUAUAGGAAAGUGGAGCCAUGUUUAUGUGCGAUCAUUUCUUCAGUUGAUUCAAGAGAGUGUGUUAUAGUGAAAAUGAACACGAAAUAAGAAGUCUUGAACAAUGAAAUGGAUCUCCAUUACCAUGUGGGUGCAUGUCUAAAGACCUCAAGUUAAGAGCGCUAGAGUCUGAGCCUGCCAAUUUCUGACAGUGUGCAUGGAUCAUAAACAAGAAUACUAUAUGUUCUGAUGCAUCCAAAGUGGCCUAUGUGACUUAUUAGCGUAAUUGAAGCUUUGAAGAGGGGUAUGACCUAAUGGUCUCUUUUCUUACCAAUCCAGGAAUGCAUGACUAAAGUUGGAACAUCUAGAAAAUGGAUUCAAAUGAUAAUUUGGAAUCAGCAACUGCCUUGUAAAUGAAGAUUUCUUGUUUUUUGAUUUUUUUUUUUUUAUCUUCACUUAGGAUGUUGUUAGACAACAGUACGACCGCAUUUAGAAUAUCUAUAAAAAGAAAAUCGAUAUGAAAUCACUAUGUAAUUUCAAUAUUUCAUAUACUCUAUGCAUUAGAAUGUAAAUAUCUUACGUGUUUUCUCUUAUUCCUUUUGUCAUUGCCUGUUUUCAGUUUGUGACUUGUAAAAUAAAAGGAAAUAUUUCAUAUAA
Messenger RNA from Hevea brasiliensis (rubber tree), 2776 nucleotides. RefSeq names its product probable receptor-like protein kinase At1g11050. Bases 121 to 2100 code for a protein of 659 amino acids. Gene Ontology annotation, molecular function: ATP binding; protein kinase activity. Gene Ontology annotation, biological process: protein phosphorylation. The transcript has a single exon. NCBI's taxonomy places the organism in Eukaryota, Viridiplantae, Streptophyta, Magnoliopsida, Malpighiales, Euphorbiaceae. The record is from RefSeq and is a predicted model, not a curated record.